GUUAAUUCCCUUUAUGUUGACGACGUCCUUGGUAACAGUGAAAUAAACUCGCAAAACAAACUUAGUUUUAAGGGGGAAAUUAUAAGUAUUUGCUUGGUUAAGGCAAAAUAUUUCAAGUAGAUUCCCCAUAGCGCGAACUAGGAAAUAAUGAUUCAAAAAAGCACGUAUUUCGAACAAUCUAUUCAAAAUAUAGAAAUCAUCGUUAAAAAAAUCCUGCAUUGUAGUAACUGGUUUAGUAGUGACCGAGUUGACAAUGAGCUUGUACACCUCCUUAAAGGUCUUCAUCAACUUUGGUUGGACAACAAUAUACUUCAAAGUUCCACAGAAUGGUCCAGUCAACAAGAUUCUCGAUAUAUGUUUUCAUCAAGGCAAGUGCUUAUGCAACUUUUAAAUGCAACAAGAAUCUUUCUGGAUGAGUAUAUGGAUAAGUUUGAUAUACUCAAAUACAGGGAGUUGCAGCCAAACCAAAAGAGUAGCAUAGAAGAAUGGGCACUUGUAUCUUUGAACAAUAUUAGGAUGAAGUUAGAAUCCCACAUUACUGCUUCUAAUGACCGGAUCCAACUUUUUAGUGAUAACACGGGUGUUACGGAUCGAUACACAGGAUAUCGCAACAAUUUGACAAAACAAUCAAAGCAACCAUUCAUUUAUGAACCUGAUUGGAUGAAAGGCAGACAGCAACCAUUAGAGGAAACAGAUGCCAUUUUACUUGAACAUCAAGCAAAAGGAUUAAGGAAACAUAUUUUACCAAUUCCACCAACAGACCUCUAUUAUCAGUCUCUAGGAGACUUUCCACAAUCUUAUAGUGGUGACCUUUUAGCUACAGCACCUGGUGCCGUUAAACAAAUAAAUCCCAUUGAAAAGAUUAACCGUGCUGUUGAGAAACCAACAGGUGUACUAGGAACAAAACUUAGAACUGGAGCAGCUCUACUUCCGGAAUUGACCACAAGAGGUUAUCUCACCAUCGACAGUCUUUAUCCUCAAGAAACAGUUGAGCUCCAUGAUCCUUUACCUAUUUUUUGCAAUGAUACAAGUGAAUCAGCCUACAGCAAAAUUUUGAAAAAGACUGAUGAGUCAUUAAGGGCAUACCAACAAGAAACAAAACCUCUAAGUAAAGAGGAAGCCUUAAAAGCUGCCCAGUUGGCUGCUGGCUUGGAGCCUAUUCUAAGUUACAAAAGUGAAUAUAAAGACAACUUUAUCAAACCAGCAAUUAAUCGAUUCUAGAAUUUAUAAAUUUGAUUAUGUAAACCAGUUAUUGAGACUGUUGGUUUUUUUUAUAAAUGUUGCUUUUCAAGAUUCACUUCAAUGAAACUCUUUGGAAUAACAAAAACAUCGGGGAACUAUGCAGGUUGAAGCUUUUGCUGUUUCAUCCUUAUAUACCUUUAUUUGUAUUAUGUACAUUGAAUCAACUGAAGAUAUAUUAUAGGUAUUUACCAUAUUAUUAAUAAAUAUAUAUUCUUUACAUAUAUCGA
Octopus sinensis (East Asian common octopus) is the source of this 1469-nucleotide messenger RNA. RefSeq lists its product as uncharacterized. The transcript is spliced from 6 exons. Bases 148 to 1221 code for a protein of 357 amino acids. The record is from RefSeq and is a predicted model, not a curated record. Lineage: Eukaryota; Metazoa; Mollusca; Cephalopoda; Octopoda; Octopodidae.